Ostertagia ostertagi is the source of this 498-nucleotide messenger RNA. The record is from the annotation of a GenBank genome assembly. Lineage: Eukaryota; Metazoa; Nematoda; Chromadorea; Rhabditida; Trichostrongylidae.
AUGAUUCAGCGCUGCCCUACUGUACGAUCAAUGAAGCCAGGCAGGCCCCUCCAUCCAUCGGACGACGCUCGCGACGUCGAUACCUCGUCGCCGCUGAUGUCUUCCUCCUCCUUCGACAACUCGCUGAUGAUCUACAUGAAGAACGAAGUUGGCGUGGCGAUCCCAAUAUAUGUGAAAACAAGCGACAAGGUGGAGAGGAUUUAUAUGGAGGCAGCGAACGCACCAGCAAUCAACCGUGGUUCACUACGUGGGAAAGCCUUCUACCACAACGGUACGAAUUCCGUGAUUAUUCAACGAUAUUCAAAGAGUGCAACACGUGAAUAUUAUGGAACUUCAGGGCGACGUCUCAGUCCACAUGAUCUCAUUGGCGACGUUGGAAUAGCGUUCUAUGACACCGUGCGAUUAAAGACGGUGGAAGAAUCACUGAGCGAGAAGGAGAUCAGACAACAAGAAGAGGACUACCCUCUAACGAACGACCACGAGGGGCCUAUCGAGUAG